GUUUAAACAGUUUCUAAUUUCCGAUCAUCAGCAAACAUCGGCUGACGCGCUGACUGAUUCAUUCAUCGCGUGCGUUACAUGCGCGGACGGUGUCUGGGUGUCCUCAGACGGAUGGAGAUCAGCGGCCGCUUCCGCUAUUACUUCCAGCACCCCUGGUCUCGUCUGGUGGUGGCCUACCUGGUCACCUUCUUCAACUUCCUGAUCUUCGCCGAGGACCCGGUGUCGCACAGCCAGACGCAAGCGCACAUGAUCGUGGUGGGAAACUGCUUCUCGUUCGUGGUGAAUAAAUAUCCCGGAGGAGGAUGGGACGUCCUCAAGGUCCUGAUGUGGAUCCUCGCCAUCAUCACGGGCCUCAUCGCCGGCAAGUUCCUGUUCCAUCGACGCUUGUUCGGUCGUCUCCUGCGUCUGAAGAUGUUUCGUGAGGACCACGGCUCUUGGAUGACCAUGUUUUUCAGCACGAUUCUCUCGCUCUUCAUCUUCUCUCACAUCUAUAACCUCAUUCUGCUCAUGAGCGGACGGAUGGGGCCUCACAUGGUGACGGAGUACAUGGGCGUCAGGAACGAGAGCUUCAUGAAGAUGGCUGCUGUAGGAACGUGGAUGGGAGACUUUGUGACGGCAUGGAUGGUAACAGACAUGAUGCUGCAGGACACUCAUUAUCCGGACUGGGGCCGGAGCGCCAGAAACUUGUGGAGACGGGGGCACAACCGCAUUGUUUUGUUCUGGACGGUGCUGUUCUCUCUGACCUCUGUGGUGGUUCUGGUCAUCAGUACGGACUGGAUCAGGUGGGAUAACCUGAACCGCGGCUUCUUGCCGAGCGACGAGAGUCUGUCUGUGUCUGAUUACAGUGUCUCAAUCACUUACCUGUGUUGGCUCAAAUAUGUUGACAUUCACUGUCUGAUUGACUGGGAGUUUCCUCACUUCAUGGGCGAUCUGGACAUGAACCUCCCGGGUCUUUCCACCACGCAGCUGAAGAUCAAACUGCCCGUCUGCAAGCGCAUCUUUAAGGAUGAGUACCACAUCCACAUCACGGGGAAAUGGUUUAAUUACGGAAUCAUCUUUCUGGUCCUCAUCCUGGACCUCAACAUGUGGAAGAACCAGAUCUUCUACAAGCCCUAUGAAUACGGUCAAUACGUAGGUCCAGGAGAGAAGAUCUACACUGUGGAGGAUCCAGAGACGCUGCGCGACUUCAACCGCAGCACACUGACCUGGGAGUGGCGCUCCACCAACAUCGACCCGCGCACCAACCAGACGUACGUCCAGAGAGACAUGUUCCUUCACAGCCGCUACGUGGGCGCCAGUCUGGAUGUCAAAUGCCUUGCGUUCAUCCCGAGUCUGGCGGCCUUCGUGCUCUGUGGGUUCUUCAUCUGGCUGUUCGGACGCUUCCAAGACAGCGAGACGUUCCCUGAGAAUCAAGACAAGAGCUACGAGCGCAUCAAGCGCAAGUCGCCAUCUGAUCUGGGAGUCACGCCGGAGGAAGUGCACAUCACCAUGAGCGAGGCCUUGAAGAGGAGCGGGACACCCAUGCUGCUUCUGGUGGACACUCAUCAUUUCGGGUCGUCAAACAACUCCAUGUCGCCGUAUUCGAACGAAACCCAGGAGACCCAACCCAGUGUAGCCGUUGACAGCGAUGCCCAUGAGGACACAGCUGAUGUCAAAAAACUGACCCCAUGACCGUAACCAAAGGUCAAAUCGGCUUUCUGAGAUCCUCAGCGUUGUUUGAUGUCCAACAGACUUUCAAAGUCGAUUGGCGUUCAAAGUCCUCGGAAAACUAUCACAGACUCUACCUUGAAAUUUGUAUUUUUAUAUCAAGCGAUCUUGCACUGCGCACCAACUUUCUGAACUUUUUCCACAUUUUCAAGGACAUUGGUCUUUGGUGCUGGAUGUUUGACUUUUCUAUCUCUUUUUUUAUGUAGAUACUCUUGUGCCUACAUGGAUGAAAUGUUGUCCUCACAGUGAACGCAUGGCAUGAUGGUCAUGAAAAUACUUGUAAUG
Messenger RNA from Sinocyclocheilus anshuiensis, 1992 nucleotides. RefSeq names its product transmembrane protein 117 (gene tmem117). Bases 79 to 1671 code for a protein of 530 amino acids. Gene Ontology annotation, biological process: intrinsic apoptotic signaling pathway in response to endoplasmic reticulum stress. The record is from RefSeq and is a predicted model, not a curated record. NCBI's taxonomy places the organism in Eukaryota, Metazoa, Chordata, Actinopteri, Cypriniformes, Cyprinidae. The transcript is spliced from 10 exons.